Molecule: messenger RNA, 1558 nt
Organism: Xylaria bambusicola
Lineage: Eukaryota; Fungi; Ascomycota; Sordariomycetes; Xylariales; Xylariaceae
Product: beta-lactamase/transpeptidase-like protein
Exons: 2
Coding region: 68-1282 (404 amino acids)
Source: RefSeq, a predicted model, not a curated record
CGCUCUUUGCAGCAACCAAGAUAACCAGCUUACUCGUUGACUACAUGUUGCUCAUUUGAACGCUGCCAUGACUACCAUCGACAAAGUGUAUGAGGAAGCUGUAGCAGCUGGGUUGCUUCCCGGCGCAUCUCUCAUCGCGGGGAGUAUCAAUGGCGAAACCACGUUCUGUCAGUCAUUUGGUAGGGCGAGCCUGAAAGAAGGCGUCAAUCGCCCAUUCACUGAUUCCACAGUGUGCGCCGUCGCAUCCAUGACCAAACUAAUGACCUCGGUAGCCGUAUUGCAAUGUGUCGAAGAUGGCCUCUUGGAUUUGGGUAAAGACGCUAGAUCGCUACUUCCUCAAAUAGGAACGCACGGUAUUAUCACUGGUUUCGAUGAUGAGGGAAACACCGCCAUCCUGAAGCCUGAUUCCACACCCAUUACGCUAAGAAUGCUGCUCUCUCAUACAUCCGGCCAUGAGUAUGACUGGCUCAGUCCUCUUCUUGGAAAGUGGCGAGCAUCACGCAACGAAGGACCUUGGACUGGCCCUACUGUCGAGCAUAAGUCCGCCCUCCCUUUACUAUUCACACCGGGCACGAGCUUUGCGUACGGGGCAGGCCAUGACUGGGCAGGCAAAGCUGUCGAAGUCGCCACGGGUACCACACUAGAAGACUUCAUGCGUGCACGCAUAUGGGAGCCCUUGGGUAUCGCAGAGGACGCUAGUUUCUACCCCAAGACGAAGGAAGGCAUGAAGGCCAGAAUGGCAGACCUCAGCACACUGAACGACAAGGGCGAACCCCCGGCCGUAGAUGCUCCUGAUUUCGACAUCCUGUUUGGUGGUACGGACUGUCUCGGCGGGGCUGGCGUUUUCAUUACCCCUAAAGCAUACAGCAUCUUCGUCUCUGCAGUCUCCCGCAGAGAUGCGAAACUUCUGAAGCCAGCGUCCUUCGACGAGCUAUUCCGCCCGCAACUCGAUGAAACACAAGAACAGGCUCUGAAUGAUUAUGUUGAUCAGUCUCCAAUUCACUCGCGGUUGCUAGCAAUGCGGAUACCGCAAUCUAUAAGGAAAUCUUGGAGCUUUGCAGGACUGAUCGCGAAAGAAGGCCAGGAAGGACGCUUUGGCCCCGGAACGGUGUUUUGGGGCGGCGUUCCGAGUACCCAAUGGUUCAUCGACCGCAGCACUGGCAUUUAUGGCGCUGCAUUCUGCCAAACUCUACCCCCCAUGCAUCCCAAAAUCUUGGAGUUGCACGAAAAGUUCCAGAGGGACAUGUACAAGCUUGCUAUCACCAAUUCGGAACAAUCCUAAGGUCAUAUACAUUUAGAUGCCUCAUUCUAUCAGAUACUUGGGCUCUGUUAUUAUGGUGGAUACAAUACGCACGCGGAACUGGCGGUUGCUUAAUUGUAUUUUGUGCUACAUGACUACUAUAUACUUAACAAUUCGUCCCCCUCGGUUAGCUCAAUUUUACACGCGUACAAGCUGUGCUAGCUAAAUAUGCAUUGCAGGCUGUUCAUGAUCAUUCAAAGACAUGCAGGCAAUAUUGGGAAGUGAGGUUAUACAGACUUCGCUUCUUGAAACAGAUCC